AUGGGAAUGGCUCAAAAAUACUUUGGAAAAGAAGAACAAUAUGCCUUGCGGAGAAUCGAAUUGGCACUUGAUUUAAGCAGCCUUCCAUUUGGCGAUGGUGGCCUUUGGGCUCUUUCCGUUUUGAACAUCGUUGCGUCCAUCCUGGGUGAUGGUGGUUCCAUCCUCCUUGACGAUGAUGAGAGCUGGGAUUCCAGAAACUCCGUACUUGGUUGA
This is a messenger RNA of Caenorhabditis remanei, 213 nucleotides long. RefSeq lists its product as uncharacterized. The record is from RefSeq and is a predicted model, not a curated record. NCBI's taxonomy places the organism in Eukaryota, Metazoa, Nematoda, Chromadorea, Rhabditida, Rhabditidae. The coding region runs from base 1 to 213 and encodes 70 amino acids. The transcript has a single exon.